AUGGAGAAGCCCAGCCCCGGACAGUCUCCUGUACAUGUACCUGUGACUCUCAUUGACCUGCUCUCCAAUGCCCUCGUCCGCCGGCACACCUCACCCUACAUCCCUGUCGCCGACCUCCUGCAGCUAGGCGCGACCUGCAAGCUCAUACGGCAGCUCAUCUAUCAGGACACCGAAGCUUGGCGCCAUCUCGACCUCACGCCCGUCCGCCGAGCCAUCAUCGAUUCGACUCCCAUUGAUGUGGGCGGAGUGUCAUGGCGGGCCGAGAGGAUGGAUGAGAGUCUGACCGAGGACGACUUCUAUGCUGGUCCAUUACGAGGCAUCUUGGGCAACCUGCAUUCCCGACGCGUAUUGAAGUUCGUGCAGACAUUGAUCUUGGAUGGUCUGACUGUCCCUGCCGAUUUGGUCCGAGAGAUUGUUGCCGAGGAUCGAUACCACGUCCGCGUGUUGAGCCUGCAAGAGUCGAAGCAGCUCAAUAUCACCAAGCUCCAGCAGGUCUUGCGCUAUGCAGUGCGUCCGACGAGAGAACCGGGAACUCCUCGGUUGAAAGCUUUGUACAUUUUUGGCCAGAAGCAUGCACCUGUGCCGCACUCUGUCGCCAAGUCCAAACCACCAGUCGGACAGCACCGACCAUUAUCUCCUGGAGUGAUGAGCAGUGCUGGGGCACAGAUUGGCGUCGACUGGAACCACAGAUCGCAGCACGACCUGAUUCCGCGUAGAAGUGACGAUGAAAGCCGAUGGUAUGGAUGCAACGGCAAGGCUUUAAAAAGACCGUAUUCCGAGUGGGCUGAGACAGUCCAAGUAUGCCGGGGAAUCAUCCAUUUCGAUGCAGUGUUGUGCAGAGGUCCCCGACAUGAUAUUACUAAAGUGUCGAGCACGAAUUUCUUGCAGCCCACAAUUGCGACUAUUGCCCUCGGACCAGAGGGCUGCCAAGACUGUCAUACUUCCCCCGAGGGACCUGCAGCAUUCGGUGAUUGCGACUCCUCGGACCUACCACUAUUGGCACCCGUGCCACUGCAUUCAUCUACCGUCAGAGCAUGCAUUCGACCAGAGCCACGGGGAGUAGGCAAAUUCCCCCGGCUCAUAUUGAGAUGUGAGGAUUGUUUACGUGGACGAUAUUGCGAGCAAUGCCAUCGAUGGUGGUGUGAAGACUGCUAUCAGGAACCACCCUCGGGAAUCAUCUCGAGAUGCAAGGAGACUUGCAGCUGAGAGAUGGCCCGAGCGGCCGUGGACCCAGAGCAGCACCCCGAAUGGCGAUCCAGUCAUUAUCGGAGAAAUAAACUACUCGGAGACAAGAGUGUGCUGCUGACGACCAGACACAUUUAGAUCGAACCAAGAUGGCACCGGAGAAAGGAGUAGAGUCGGCUGUGCUAACCGAAGCUUACCUACCUAGGUUGCUUACGAUACCAAAACCGACGAUGCAUCUGCCAAUUCCCACGGGCAAAGGCCUAUGAACGUAUGAUGAACACGAAUGACGAAUUGAUGUGGUGAUUAACAUUAUCAUCGGAGCUAGCUUGCGCAGGAAUACUGUAAUGGACCAGAAGGAGAAGAAUAAUACACAGAACAAUCUCCAACUGCCCAUGGCUUCUAGAAGAUUGAGCUUUCAAUCGCCUUUGGUCCGGCUUCCACUUCUCCUCGUCUUCGUCGACGCUGUCGGAGUAGUAGUUGCUGCUAGAAAGUCUUCAGGUAUAUCGUUCCAGUUUUCGGUUCUCGUGAAUCUUUGCUGCCGCUGCUGCUGCUGCUGUUUCUGCACAAAACGGUCUUCAUCGCUACUUGUAUCGUAAUCCACCACACCGGCUUCAUCUUCGCCCCUCUUCCUUCUAUCGAGUGGUUGCAUUUGCAUACUAGGGCUGGGGCCUUCUCCACUUCUGCUCCUCUCGUUCGCCUGCAGUGCUGCGUUCCUGGCUUGGUCUACAAAGCCUUGUCCAGGAAUCCACUUGGGGCGCGGCGGAGGCUGCCAGGGGGGUUGCUGCUGGUGAGCUUCACGAUUCCACAACGCGUCUUCUCGCAUCCUUUGUUCGCGCUCGCGGGCGAUGCGAUCUUUGGCUUCCCAGAAGGAUGGACUGACUUCCCAGCUCCAGCCAUCGCCGACCGUGUUCAGGUAGGGCAAAGGCCACUUCCACGGCACCGGUCCCAUCACUUGAAGCAAAUUGCGUUUCCACCCGAGAUCGAAGGCAUUCGGUAGACGUUCAGAGUCCACUUCGUCUUGAUAGCUGUUGUAUCUCUCCCGCUCGCGCUGGGCUUCGAUCGAAGCAUAUGUACGAUUUAAACUCUGCUGCGCAGGCGAUGAGCCCAGUGGGCCUCCAUUUGCCGCCACGGGGGGAAGUGGCGACGGCGUUCGCGAGGUUGCACCCGAUUCUCCUUCUUCGGGACGCAGCACGCCGGGGAGAGCAUUGGCGUGAAUCUCCUUUAGGCGAUCAGUCAGAGGCUGGUGCUGUCCCGUCUCGACGGCAUUGGUAAUGGGCGUGGCAUCAUGUGCCAGGUUGUGACGAGUUGGAUCCUUGAAUUGGCCCUCCAUACUUUUCUUCAAUGGACUGAGAUAUCGCGUCUUUUCCAGACUCUCGAUCGUGGUCUGACCCGAAACAACGAGAUAUACAUGCCACGCGGUGAAUCCUGAUAGGACCAGACCGAUGACACCUGCCAGAACAGACAGCAGGAUCGUGUUGACGACCAACAUUCCCUGCAGGCCCUCGGCACGUUCGUUGAACUCCUCCCAGACCCACCACGCACUCACGCCAAAGCACGUCCAGCAGAAGAGGCUUGUGUACAGCAAAAACAGCAAAAACGCCUUGUAGUUUCUCAAUCCCACGCACGUGGCCAGCCAGGGACAGUGGUGAUCCAUCUUCAACACGCAUUGGCCGCAGGUGGAGCAAUGAUGGGUGCGAUCGGGCUUGACACACUGGCACUUUUUGCAGAAGCGUGGUUUUCCGGUGCUCUUGGCCGUCACGCUGUUCUGCAUCCACUCCCACUCUCGCGGCACCGGCUCCACGCCCUCCUCGCGCAGUCGCGCGCCAUGGUUGUACUCGUCGUGCGUGGGCAGUCCCUGGUAGUCGCCCUUUCGGCCGCGCGGGCCACCCUGGUCAUCGAGAGGAGAGCCGGGCGGGGAGAAGACGGCGAUGGUGUAGCUGAUGUCGGCCAGCGCAUAGAGGAGGAUGCCGAGGGCUGCGCGGAGGUAGGCGCCGGUGCCAUUGCGGCCGACGAAGGAGACGUUGGCCUCGACCCAGACGGCCCAGGUGGUCAGGCCGUAGACGAAGACGAGCGGGAAGAAGGCAAAGGUGGCGCAGCAGCAGCGCUCCAGGCGGCGGGCGAAUGACUUGGUGCGGCGGUGGAGGGACGGCGAGGUCGAGGUCGAGGAGCGGUGGGUGGUAGCCAGGGUGGGCAUGUCGGAAAAGGAGGUCGCUGCUGCCAUGAGCAUGA
Molecule: messenger RNA, 3414 nt
Organism: Sphaerulina musiva SO2202
Lineage: Eukaryota; Fungi; Ascomycota; Dothideomycetes; Mycosphaerellales; Mycosphaerellaceae
Exons: 2
Coding region: 1-1206 (401 amino acids)
Source: RefSeq, a predicted model, not a curated record